Molecule: messenger RNA, 516 nt
Organism: Aegilops tauschii subsp. strangulata
Lineage: Eukaryota; Viridiplantae; Streptophyta; Magnoliopsida; Poales; Poaceae
Source: RefSeq, a predicted model, not a curated record
AUGUUCGACCCUGCGCCUCGCUGUGGUCCCCCGAGCCCUCGCUCCGCUACCAUCCACUACCGCGCCCCGACCUCGCCUCUGCCACUCGUGCGCGCGCGCCCGACCUCAUCCGCGCCCGCCUGCUCGUGCGCUCGCCGUAGCCGCGGUCAGGGCCCUGCUCCAGCCGCGCACCUCACCUCGCCGCCUCUGUGUGGCCGCGCCCCGUCGCGGUUCCCCGCACACCCGCGCGCGCCUUGCCCUGGCUCCGCCCAGCUUCUGCUCGCCGCCAAGACGCGCCCGCGUGCGAACCACGUCGGCCCGCCGCGCGUGCCCCGCGGCCUCUACCGGCCGCGCGGCCGCUGCCCGAUGCUCCACCCUGCCGCUGGCCUCCUGCAGCCACCACCGCCGCCCGCGACUGCCGGCGCCGUCCACCGCUGCUGGCCGGCGCCCAGGUCUAGUCGCCCGCGCCCCGGCGCUGGCUUGCGUCGUGCGCGCCCCGUGCCCGUUCGGGCUACGCCCGCACCCAGCGCCCGCUAA